Molecule: messenger RNA, 1392 nt
Organism: Papaver somniferum (opium poppy)
Lineage: Eukaryota; Viridiplantae; Streptophyta; Magnoliopsida; Ranunculales; Papaveraceae
Product: peroxisomal adenine nucleotide carrier 2-like
Exons: 3
Coding region: 233-460 (75 amino acids)
Biological process (GO): ADP transport; fatty acid beta-oxidation; ATP transport
Cellular component (GO): peroxisomal membrane
Molecular function (GO): ADP transmembrane transporter activity; ATP transmembrane transporter activity
Source: RefSeq, a predicted model, not a curated record
GAACUCCAUGUCCCAGGAAGUAAAUGUUUAUAGAGAAAUACAAAUACUUUCCCUAAAUUCCGAAUUCCAAGAAAAAAAGAAACGCUACCACCUAGCUCUGCUCUCUGCUCUCUCUCUCUCUCUCUCUCUCCUGCAUCCAGCAACUCCACCGAUGAAAUCUGGUUUUGUUAUAAGCCCAUAACAAUAAAUUAAGAAAAAGUUAUUCAUUGUAUGAUUUGGACAAUUGCAGAAAAUGGGUAGCAAUAUUGAUUUGAAUUCAUUAUCAGAAGCAACUUCAGGAGCAAUUGGAGCUUUAGUUAGUACAACAGUUCUUUAUCCAUUAGAUACUUGUAAGACUAAAUAUCAAGCUGAAGUUAGAGUUCAAGGUCAUCAACGUUACAGGUAUGUGAAACCUCUUGAGUUGAAGAAUUAUAGUCUGAGGGAUUCUGGAACUGACACAAGUGGGACAAGAUAUCAAUGAAAUCCACCAGCGGAUACUACCAUGACAUCCCAACAAAGGAGCUAGAAGAUAAUGCUCGAUCCGAAGCUCCCAACGAAGGAAUUACGAAGAUAAAAUAUUGAUCCAAAAUCCGGUGCUAAGUACGACGAUCAACCAAUGCUUAUGAAGUACAAAGAACCAACAUGGUUCUGCCGUAAACCCAGCUGCUUAAUAAUGGCAGUCUUUCCACGCUGGGUAGUAUUACUACAUACCACCGCUGUUGCUGCCAUGAUGCGGUUAGUUGCACUCAUCCGGAGGGAGGGAGGAGUAAGACCCAAUACCUCUGAAGAGAGGAGUAAUAGCUGGGUAAUAUUACUACCUCCGUUCCCUCACACUCAGCGGUCACUCGAAGUAAAAGGCCAAUAACGAUGAUGCAACUCUGAUCCUAAACUCUAUGCUGGUGCUGCUAGAAUCAAAGUACUUAUUGUGUUGUCUUGGUCCGACGAUGAGAGUCCUAGUCAGUCCGAGCAUCUCCGGCCCAAGGUGGAAUACGAAGCUAAUAGAUCAAGAUCAUCAACUCUGCCAACAAUUAUAUCUCCAAGUCUUUUUACGAAAGUUCCAAAGUCCGAAGAUGAAGAUCUCCAAAGACAAUGGGCCAAAGUCUUUCUACGAUGAUAGCCAUGACGCAGUUACAUUACAGAACUACUCUGAUGACAGAGCUUCGUUCCAUUAACGAUGUCAAAGUGCGGCUUAAAUGCCAUGCCGAUGAUGCAACGCCUGGAAACGAUGAUUACCAGUGACGAUAAUGCAACAUUGGUGAACCAAAGUCUGAUGUCGACGUUGGAAAGUCUGAUGUCGACGAUGGCAUCAAAAUCCGAAGACGCCAAGUCUGAUGUCGACGUUGGCAAGUCUGAUGUCGACGAUGGCGUCAAAAUUUGAAGGCGCCAAGUCUGACGUCGACGAUGGCAUGAAGA